AUAGUUAGAAGAGAACACCAUGUGCCUUUAAGGAAGAAAGGGACAUGGAAAUUUUACAGUAAAGAGAGAAAUAAGAGGAAAUUACUACCCUUAACUUACGCUACUGGUGACCUAAGCUGUGGGGGAAACUAAUGUCUUCAGGUUUUACUCGUGCUGCAGGCUGCCUGAGACACACGAAAAAGGGUCAGUAAACAGUGUAUUUAGUUGAGUCAUAAAAAAAAUUAAAAAAAAUAAAAGCUAGUAUUAAAUUGGACUGCUCACGAUGGGUGAGAUGUAGUUUCAGGGGUUACCGGUAGAGGCUUGAUCCUCGUUUACCUUCGGUACAGGGGUACGCUCCAGUACCCUGUUAACCUUACUGUUCCCACACCUCACUGCCUGAAACAUAUGAAAAAGGGUCAGUAAAAUCUUCUGUCCCUGAAAUACUUAUCCAAUGGAGACUUGAAGCUAUUAAUACUCUGUGCGCUAACUACUGACGGUGGGAGUCUAUUCCAGUGAUCGACGACUCUAUUAUUGAAAUAACUUCUGCGCGCCAAUGUGUUACAUCGGUUUCCCUUUAACUUCAUACCGCUGCUGCGUGUUAUUGUGUUGGUGUCUCUCUGAAAUAGACUAUCUGGGUUAAUGUUUUCGAAUCUAUUAAAGAUUUUGAACACUUCAAUUAAGUCUCCUAUUACUCUUCGUUUCUUUAAAGAAAACAUAUCUAAACUCUUUAAACGCUCGUCAUACGUCAAGUUACGGAGCGCUGGAAUUUGUUUGGUUGCUCGUCGCUGUAUCCUUUCUAGCAAAACUUGAUUUUUUAUAUAAUUCGGUGACCAGAACUGAACGGCGUAUUCUAGGUGUGGUCUUACAAAUGCUAAAUAUAAUCUCUUCAUAAGUUCGGGUGAUUUAUAAUCAAAGUUUCUUGAGAUUAAUCCUAGCAUCAUAUUGGCUUUUUUACUCGCUGCAGAACAUUGAUCGCUCAUUUUAAGUGUGUUACUGAUAAUGACACCAAGAUUUUCUUGUUUUACUUCGCUGGGCUCAUGUCCUUGAAGCUGAUAUUUAAAGUUAGGAUUAUUUUCACCUAUGUGCAUUACAUUACAUUUAUCUACGUUGAAACACAUUUGCCAUUUUUCGCUGCAAUCGGCAAGACUUAUUCAGUCUGAUUGAAUGUUCUCGCAAUUCUUACUGUUCGUUACCGUACCUCCUAAUUUGGUGUCGUCGGCGAAUUUGGCUACUUUUGACAGGAUAUCAGUCUCUAAAUUGUUCACGUAAAUUAUGAAUAGUGUUGGCCCCAGGACCGACCCUUGGGGCACGCCACUGGUUACGGGUUGCCAAUCGGAUGCUUCACCAUUAAGAACUACACGUUCUUCUCUGUCGGUGAGCCAGUCAUGAAUCCACUCACAUAGAUGGUCACUAAUACCGUGGGAACGCAGUUUUGAAAUAAGCCUAACGUGGGGAACUUUAUCAAACGCUUUCUGAAAGUCUAGGUAAAUUACGUCAUAUGGGGCUCGGGCGUCCCAACUUGAAUAAACGUCGUUGAAAAAAGUUAAUAAGUUGGUAAGGCAAGAUCGAUUACUACGAAAUCCAUGCUGAUGCACAGAGUGUGUGUGUGUGUGUGUGUGUGUGUGUGUGUGUGUGUAACGGAGAGGAUGAAAGCAGGUAUAUGUCCUCGGUGCACUUGGCACUUAAGUAUGCAUCACAGCCUCAAGUGUUCGUAACUACCAUAAAUUGCCACACUUGUGGCGAGGAGUCCCGAAUCUUUUCCUCCACUUGUUUAAGUAAAAUUCAGUGCCGAACACGCGUGCAUAUUACAAGCAGACACUAGCUAUUCCUAGUCAUAUCAACACGAAGGUGUUCUGGUUCUGAGUUAAUUUGCCUGAAGAGUUGAUAGAAAAAGUUGGCUGUUUAUCGAGACUGUUCUGCAUUGUCUGAGAACAGUACGCCAACGACACUACUUCCGUUGUCUAUAAUUGGACCCGGCCACUGCUACCAAUGAUGGAGACCGACCCAAUCCUUCUGGUGAAGAAGGCGGCCAUGAAAGACGCGGAAAACACAGAGCCACGUCAAGAAAAGAUGUGCCGCUACGCCAAACAGAUCUUCAUAGUGCUCUUAGCCUCCUUGCCCAACUUGUUCAUGGGCGUGACCUUCACGUGGCCCAACGUACUCAGAGCCCACCUCGCCACGGACAACACCACACUCUUCGGUGCGGAGCUGCACCUCAGUGAAUGGGACUUCGAUAUGAUCAACAGUCUCGUCUGCAUUGGCAGCGUGUUCGGCUUGCUGCUGUCUGGGUGGCUCUUUCAGAGGAUUAGUCGUAAGAAGUCCCUGAUAGUGGCGAUGGUGCCGGGCCUGGUGGGUUGGGCUACUCUAGGCCUGGCAGUCAACACGCCCAUGCUGCUGUUCGGCAGAUUAUGUGACGGCAUGACCACGGGCAUGACGACACAGAUAGUGGUAACCUACGCCGUAGAGAUACCAGACACAGCGAUCAGGGGCACCGCAUGCUCAACGACCACCAUUCUAUUCCUCUUUGGCACAGCCCUCUCCGUUAUACUGAGCUUAGCUAUGACUUGGUACGCAGUGGCGCUGAGCAACGUGGGUGCAGUCCUUGUAUACAUCUGCCUGAUCGUUCCCUUUCUGCCGGAAAGCCCCACGUUCCUCAUCGUCACAGAAAAGGAAAAGGAAGCUACCAAAGUCCUUCGGAAACUUCGAGGAAACUAUAGCAACAUCAAGACUGAAAUGGCACUCAUUAAGAAUAUGAACGACGAGGUCGCAGGCGAUAAAGGAUGGAGUUUCAUUCUACAGAGGGAGAUGCAAAAGAAAUUUCUAGUGCUGACCAUAUUGUCACUGGUGCAGGGUUUCUGCGGUACGGAGGUCUUGCGACCCAACGUCCUAAAAAUCCUAGAAAUGUCUGGGGUGACCGGUAGUACGGACCUGUUCGUCAUUAUCCUAAUCCUGGUGCCCAUUUCCGGAGCCUUCGUGAUGUCAUGUAUAAUAGACAGACUUGGCCGCCGCGGGUGUUUGGUUUUGUCCCUCGCCUUCACGAUGAUCGCAUACGUUGUCCUCGGAUCAACUAUCUUUGUGCAGACUCUACCACUAACUUCGGUAGUCCCAAUAGAGUUCAACGACACCGCAAAGCAGCCGCCUUACCAAGUAGAGCUCAGCGACGACACGAGACAGUUGACAAUCAUCAUCUCCCUCAUCGUCUGCAUCUUCGGCAUGAACAUCGGUAUCCAGUCUCUACCCUUUCAGCUCGCCUCCGAAUACUUUCCCACAACCAUUCGCUCACAGGCCAUGAGUUUGAACCUCAUCGUCGGCUAUGCCAUCAACGCCAUUCCUUUGACACUGUACAGCGCCAUGAACAACCUCCUCACCACCGCCGGUCUCUUCUAUUUUUUCGCUGCAGUGUCGGGAAUCGGCGUGGUCUUCACUUUGCUGUGUGUGCAAGAGACUGCCCUCAUGUUGGUGGGUUAG
Molecule: messenger RNA, 3447 nt
Organism: Eriocheir sinensis (Chinese mitten crab)
Lineage: Eukaryota; Metazoa; Arthropoda; Malacostraca; Decapoda; Varunidae
Exons: 7
Coding region: 1969-3447 (492 amino acids)
Biological process (GO): transmembrane transport
Cellular component (GO): membrane
Molecular function (GO): transmembrane transporter activity
Source: RefSeq, a predicted model, not a curated record